AUGCCGUUUGGACAGCUAAUUAUCGGUCCCCCCGGAUCGGGCAAAUCAACUUAUUGCAACGGCAUGAACCAGUUUCUGUCGGCAAUUGGCCGGAAACCGUCGAUUAUCAACCUGGAUCCAGCAAAUGACCAUUUACCCUAUGACGCUGCUCUUGACAUUAGAGACUUUACCACUCUGGAAGACGUCAUGAAAGAGCAGAAUCUAGGACCGAAUGGUGGCAUCAUUUAUGCUUUGGAACAACUUGACGAGUCUACGGACCUAUUUAUUGAGCAAGUGAAAAAGCUCGGAUCAAAAGAGUAUCUGCUCAUUGACUGCCCUGGUCAGGUCGAGCUUUUCACCCACCACGGAGCACUAGCCCAUAUCGUCAAACGGCUCGAAAAGGACCUCGGGGUCCGGCUUGUUGUUGUGAACUUGAUUGACAGUUACUACCUCUCGUCGGCCUCGCAGUACAUUUCUGUGUUGUUGCUGGCUCUGCGAACCAUGCUACAGUUUGAUCUGCCUCAUAUCAAUGUGCUGAGCAAAAUUGAUCUUGUAUCGAAUUACGGGCCUCUACCUUUCAAGCUCGACUAUUAUACGGAGGUACAGGAUCUAGAGCGUAUAUACCCCAACGUUGAGCAGGAAAUGGGACCAAGGUUUUCUAGACUAACAGAGGCAAUUGGCGAAGUGGUGACUGAUUUCGGUCUGGUGGAUUUCCAAGUGCUGGCCGUCGAAGACAAAAAGUCGAUGAUAUCGCUGCUGUCUGUUAUCGACAAGGCUAGCGGCUACUUGUUUGGAUCCACGGAAAUCGGUGGUGAUUCAAUUUGGGUGGACGCCACACGUCAAGGAGGCUAUCUGGGCGGCCCUAUUGAUAUUCACGAACGAUGGGUCGAGCACAAAAAGGAAUACGAUCAGGCAGCCGUCCAAGAACGAGACGAUCGCAUGAAUGACGCCGACGAGUGGAAUGCAGAAUUGGCAGCUUUUGAGCAAGAAACAGGCAUAAAGGCCACCAAGUGGGGCGAAUAA
Messenger RNA from Wickerhamiella sorbophila, 1002 nucleotides. Its product is annotated as GPN-loop GTPase 2. Gene Ontology annotation, molecular function: GTPase activity. The transcript has a single exon. NCBI's taxonomy places the organism in Eukaryota, Fungi, Ascomycota, Dipodascomycetes, Dipodascales, Trichomonascaceae. The record is from RefSeq and is a predicted model, not a curated record. The coding region runs from base 1 to 1002 and encodes 333 amino acids. Gene Ontology annotation, cellular component: cytoplasm.